AUGACAGGAUUCGAGGAAUGUGUCACUCCAGAAGAACUAUACUUAAGCCAUAAUGGUAUUGCAAAUAUGGAAGGCCUAUCAACCUUGAUGAACCUUCGGGUCCUGGAUGUGUCAUCCAAUAAGCUUACCACAAUAAAUGAUAUUGAGAACCUGACACAGAAAGAGUAUCAACUUAUUAACCUGGCCACAUGGAUCAUAUUAGAAGAUCUAUGGCUUAAUGACAACCAAAUUACAUCACUAGAAGGUAUAAUGGAGGCAGUUGCUGGCUCCAACAUGCUAGGCUGCAGCUUCUUUCUUUCAUUUGCACAUAUUUAG
This is a messenger RNA of Ilex paraguariensis (yerba mate), 315 nucleotides long. NCBI's taxonomy places the organism in Eukaryota, Viridiplantae, Streptophyta, Magnoliopsida, Aquifoliales, Aquifoliaceae. The record is from the annotation of a GenBank genome assembly.